GGCCAUUUGGCUGGGCCUAAGUCGGUCCUCUGCGGGCCCCUGGAACAGCUGCCAGAGUGGACAGCACUAUGGGCUUCUCUUCGGAGCUGUGCAGCUCCCAGGGCCACGGGGCAGUGCAGCAAAUGCAGGAGGCUGAGCUCCGGCUGCUGGAGGGCAUGAGGAAGUGGAUGGCCCAGCGGGUCAAGAGUGAUCGGGAGUACGCAGGGCUGCUGCAUCACAUGUCCCUGCAGGACAGCGGGGCCCAGAGCCGGGGCGGCCUCGACAGCCCCAUCAGCCAGUCCUGGGCAGAGAUCACCAGCCAGACGGAGGGCCUGAGCCGGUUGCUGAGGCAGCACGCGGAAGACCUGAACUCCGGGCCCCUGAGCAAGCUAAGCCUGCUUAUUGGGGUGCGGCAGCAGCUGCGCAAGACCUACAGCGAGCAGUGGCAGCAACUGCAGCAGGAGCUAACCAAGACCCACAGCCAGGACAUCGAGAAGCUGAAGAGCCAGUACCGAUCCCUGGUGCGGGACAGCGCCCAGGCCAGGCGCAAAUACCAGGAGGCCGGCAAAGACAAGGACCGUGACAGGGCCAAGGAUAAGUAUGUGCGCACCCUGUGGAAGCUCUUUGCUCACCAUAACCGCUACGUGCUUGGCGUGCGGGCCGCGCAGCUGCACCACCAGCACCACCACCAGCUCAUGCUGCCCGGCCUGCUCCAGUCGCUGCAGGACCUGCACCAGGAGAUGGCGCGCAUCCUGAAGGAGAUCCUGCAGGAAUACCUGGAGAUUAGCAGCCUGGUGCAGGACGAGGUGGCGGCCAUUCACCGGGAGAUGGCUGCAGCCGUUGCCCGCAUCCAGCCUGAGGCCGAGUACCAGGGCUUCCUGCGACAGUAUGGGUCCACACCAGAUAUUCCACCCUGUGUCACGUUUGAUGAGUCGCUGCUUGAGGACAGCGAAGCCCUGGAGCCCGGAGAGCUGCAGUUGAAUGAGCUGACGGUGGAGAGCGUGCAGCACACGCUCACCUCAGUGACAGAUGAGCUGGCUGCGGCCACGCAGAUGGUGUUAGGUCGGCAGGAAGUGGUCACUCAACUGCAGCGCGAGCUCCGAAAAGAGGAGCAGAGCAUCCACCCCAGGCAGCGGGUUUACCUGCUCAGCAAGAGGCAGGUGUUGCAGGAGGAGCUGCAGGGGCUGCAGGUGGCGCUGUGCAGCCAGGCCAAGCUGCAGGCCCAGCAGGACCUGCUGCAGGACAAGCUGGAGAGGCUGGGCCCCGGCGAGCCCCCACCGGUGCCGCUCCUGCAGGACGACCGCCACUCCACCUCGUCCUCGGAGCAUGAGCGGGAAGGGGGAAGGACGCCCACCCUGGAGAUCCUUAAGAGCCACAUCUCGGGAAUCUUUCGCCCCAAGUUCUCGCUCCCCCCGCCGCUGCAGCUCGUCCCCGAGGUGCAGAAGCCUCUGCACGAGCAGCUGUGGUACCACGGGGCCAUCCCACGGGCAGAGGUGGCUGAGCUGCUGACGCAGUCCGGGGACUUCCUGGUGCGGGAGAGCCAGGGCAAGCAGGAGUACGUGCUGUCGGUGCUGUGGGACGGCCAGCCCCGGCACUUCAUCAUCCAGUCUGCUGAUAACCUGUACCGGUUGGAAGGCGACGGCUUUCCCACCAUCCCCUUGCUCAUCGACCACCUGCUGCACUCCCAGCAGCCCCUCACCAAGAAGAGCGGUGUGGUCCUGAGCCGGGCUGUGCCCAAGGACAAGUGGGCACUGAACCACGAGGACCUGGUGUUGGGUGAGCAGAUUGGGCGGGGGAACUUCGGUGAAGUGUUCAGCGGGCGCCUGCGAGUGGACAACACGCUGGUGGCGGUGAAAUCCUGCCGAGAGACGCUCCCCCCUGAUCUCAAGGCCAGGUUUCUGCAGGAAGCGCGGAUCCUGAAGCAGUACAGCCACCCCAACAUCGUGCGUCUCAUUGGCGUCUGCACCCAGAAGCAGCCCAUCUACAUUGUCAUGGAGCUCGUGCAGGGAGGCGACUUCCUGACCUUCCUUCGGACGGAGGGAGCCCGCCUGCGAGUGAAGACGCUGCUGCAGAUGGUGGGGGACGCGGCCGCAGGCAUGGAGUACCUGGAGAGCAAGGGCUGCAUCCACCGGGACCUGGCUGCUCGGAACUGCCUGGUCACAGAGAAGAAUGUCCUGAAGAUCAGUGACUUUGGGAUGUCCCGGGAGGAGGAGGACGGGAUCUACGCUGCCUCAGGGGGCCUCAGACAAGUCCCCGUGAAGUGGACGGCGCCUGAGGCUCUUAACUACGGCCGCUAUUCCUCCGAGAGCGAUGUGUGGAGCUUUGGCAUCUUGCUCUGGGAGACCUUCAGCCUGGGAGCGUCCCCCUACCCCAACCUCAGCAAUCAGCAGACUCGGGAGUUCGUAGAGACAGGGGGCCGCUUGCCCUGCCCCGAGCUGUGCCCCGACGCUGUGUUCAGGCUCAUGGAGCAGUGCUGGGCCUACGAGCCCGGGCAGCGGCCCAGCUUCAGCACCAUCUACCAGGAGCUGCAGAGCAUCCGAAAGCGGCACCGGUGAGGCUGGGCCUGCUUCUCCAGCCAGUGGCCUUUGCCGGCAAGAUUGUACCUCCAGCCCAGCUCCAGCUCACCAUGUGUGACGACGGCUCUUCACAAUUCUGGACUCCAGCCCCCGGCACCCGCGCCGCUGGUGGGGACGCAGCU
Pteronotus mesoamericanus is the source of this 2677-nucleotide messenger RNA. It is a transcript of the gene FES, whose product is annotated as FES proto-oncogene, tyrosine kinase. The transcript has 19 exons. Gene Ontology annotation, molecular function: ATP binding; non-membrane spanning protein tyrosine kinase activity. Gene Ontology annotation, biological process: regulation of mast cell degranulation; peptidyl-tyrosine phosphorylation; cell adhesion. Bases 69 to 2534 code for a protein of 821 amino acids. The record is from RefSeq and is a predicted model, not a curated record. NCBI's taxonomy places the organism in Eukaryota, Metazoa, Chordata, Mammalia, Chiroptera, Mormoopidae.